AUGCCCGUCACCCUUUGCGCUUGUACCCACGAGGCGGAACGAGUGCAAAUUCUGCAGGACAUCCUGUCAGAGACCGAGUACCCAAAUUAUACCUUCCUCACUGGCGAUGACUACUUCGAAAAAGAAUUCCAAGGGAAGAUACCAUCGCAGGAUGUCAUCCUGGGUUUUUUGAAGACGACUCGACUGUAUUGCACUCAGACGCAAAAUUGGCCUCGGGUCCGGUCAGACAUCAGGAAGACAUCACAUAUCUUGCACCCUAUAAUAAAUAUCGUCGAGGAAGUAGUACAACACUUUGGAUACUCGAAGAGGCACGUCGCAAAAGUUCAGCCGCUCAUGGCCACAGCCAGCCUGUUGUCGUCCGACGGGCCAGAGACCUUUCGUCUUUCACCAGAUUUCGUCAUCACUGGCUCGGACAAUAACUUUCCUCGAACGACCGUUGUUUCAGGGCGCUCAACUGUACUCAAAUACGAUGCUUCAACACUCACUUCUUUUGCCUCCUUGUUUGCCGUUCGAACGGAGAGUGAAGUCAGGGAUCAGAGGAAACUUAUUGUAGAACUCGCUGCCUUGGCACGAGAUGUGUUUUAUUAUCAAGGAAACCGCGUUCAUGUCUACGCGGUCGUCCUGACAGAACGCUCCUGGCACCUCUUUCGGUUUGACCGCGGAGGGUUGCUCAAAUCUCCUGGUCUUGAUAUACAUUCAAAAGCGAUCGACCUCGUUCGAUGCAUUCUCAUCCUCUGCUCCCCCGACGUUGCCGUUCUUGGCCUCGACCCUAAGGUUUUCUGGAGGGACGGCACUCGCUACAUCCGGAUGCACAACGCCGAAGAACAGGAAGUCGACUACCAACUGACAAACCCGGAUCCCGUUUACCGCCUUCAUUAUGUUCAGUCCCGAGGUUCGACAAUAUGGGCUGCCAAAGACGAGAACGGACAAGAUAUUAUCGUCAAGGAUGGCUGGCAUCGCCGAAGCGGCGAUACUGUACCAGAGCAUGAACUGCUCUGGAAAGCGAAGGGGCUUGACGGUGUGGUUCAGAUACUCAGCUCUGAAGAUAGCGAGAGUGACGUCAAGACUAUGCGUGGCUUCUUCCCGCGUCAGCACGAGUUUAGGGCCAACUACCUCCGGUCUAGAAUUAUGCUGAAGGCAUAUGGAAAGCCCAUCUCUUUUUUCACGAGUAAGAGGCAGCUUCUUCAGGCGUUUCGCGACGCUGUAGCUGGACAUCAGCGACUAUGGAACAAUGACAUUGUUCAUAUGGAUGUCAGCUCGCAAAAUAUUCUCCUUGGAAACGAGGGUGCUCCGGUCGGUCAAAGAGGUAUUAUCAUCGACAUGGACUUUGCGCAGGCCGUCGCACAUGAUGAAGUAUUGGAGCUCGGAAGCGCUUUCAAUGGAACACUGUGCUUCGUUUCGCACAGAAUAGUGAACAAUACACACAUGAACUCUACCGGACGGUCAGAUGAGUCUGUUUGCCACACACAUCUUGACGACCUGGAAUCGUUCGCCUACGUUUUGUGCAAAAUUUGCUUCUCGAUGGUCGGCCCCGGUCAGAGCAAGGAAAACAUUCCUGAAAUCAUCAAAAGGUGGUUGGGAAAUCUCCCGGACGCAGCAAGUUCCAAGACGUCUUUCUGGGAGGACCGAGAUGAAUAUAUCGAGGCUCACGUCACACCAUACUUUGGCCUUACCUUUCAGUUACUACUGAAAGGACUGUUCUAUGUAAUCGAAGAUGGAACCACCCGCCUGGAUGAAACACUCGUGGAAAACGGAUGGGCCAGGGAUUACAUAUUCAAGGGGUGGGCGGACGCGAGUGCUGGGAUUGAUUACACAGAAUUUCUCCGGGAGAUCGACGAAGCGAUCGAGCAGCUGAGGCAGGAGGAAAAUGGAUGGCAACUUUCUCCGUUAGUCUGGACGAAGGAAGAGCCAUUUUCGGAUCGUCAAGACGAAGCUCUGGUGCCAAUCAAUCUCAACACGUCGGCGCCUCUGAAGCGCAAACGCAACUCGGAUGUCGAACAGCCUGACAACAAUCUGGAGAACGAGGAUACCCUGAAGAAGAAGAAGAAAUUGAGGAUGAAGAAUGAGGGAAGCUGA
Molecule: messenger RNA, 2076 nt
Organism: Cyclocybe aegerita
Lineage: Eukaryota; Fungi; Basidiomycota; Agaricomycetes; Agaricales; Hemipholiotaceae
Source: the annotation of a GenBank genome assembly